AUGUCGAGAUAUCGGCCUGAGUACCGAAGUUCUGGGGACUUGCCAUACCGCGAGGCCCCUACCGCUCGAUGGGAUCGAGAUUCAUUCGCUCGCGCUGAGCGAGAUCGAUAUGGUCCACCCAUAAUCGAGCAGCGACCUCCCUACGCCGAACCAUAUUCUCCUCCUCGUCGGUCCGCUCCCGUAUACGAGGAGGAGCGCUACUACGAAAGUGACCGUUAUGGCCCUGGAGGUCGGCAAGAGCGUCGCUAUUACGAAGAUGACUACUACCGAGACGAUCCGCGAGCCGCCGGAGGCGCCAUGAUCCCUUUCAGACCCGAAAGACCCGCCAGACCCGAACCGCCUGCUCCCGUGGCCCCUCCUCGAUUGCUUCGCCGUCAGUCCAGCCUAGACUUCUACGACCGCAGAGGCCCCCGCCGCUACGACUACGAUGACCAUGGACCGCCACCUCCAAGGGGGCCUCCGAGAAGAGGGGGCUAUGAGGUUGAGCAGCGGCAAUAUGACGAUGUUCAAGUUCAAGACCCUUAUGCUUAUGGAGACGAUGGAUUUCGAGAGUACAGAGAACGCGAAUGGGUUCGCAAGAGAAGGAAUAGCAGUGGUGGCCGAUCUCGCUCUCGUUCGCGUCCUCGCAGUGAAUUCGUCGAAUCUACAAAGGAAGAAGAAAAACCGUACCCACGACGCGGGAAAACCAGGAUGCCCAAGCGACUCGUCCAUACUAAAGUACUAUAUGAUCUCGGCUAUCCCUACUACGAAGAGGAUGAGAAGACUAUCUUGAUAGAGAAAGCUCUGGGACCUGAUAACAUCGAUGAGGUGUUUACCAUGUCCAAGGAGUAUUUUGCGCGCGAGACCCAUACGACGCGUUUGAUAGAAGCCCCACCCGCAGAGACUGUCAGAGAAGUCAAGAUCGAAAAGGACUUCAAAGAGAUCGAUGACGUAAGGACGUUGCCUUUGGAAGAGGCACCAAGAUCUGUGCGAGAUUGGGACGCUCUCUCGGUUCGAUCGGGUGCCAAGUCUGCCAGAUCCCGCUCAAGACGGCGCUCGCGAAGGGGUUCUUCGCCAGGUGAGACAGUCAAGCAGGAGAUCAUCGAGAAGAAAGAGAAGAUCAUAGAGAGAGAGGUGUCCCCGGCACGGACUCACCGAAGUCACAAGCACCGAGAUUUCUCGCCUACAGCCACAAGCAGAAGCGGCAGCGAGGUCUUCGUGGAGAAGAAAAUCAUACGCGAGGAAGACGAUUUCGACGAGUCGAAUUCGGUUCAUGUCGGGCCGCUUGCUCUUGUGGUUGAUCGGCAUCCAGACCGCAGCGACCGAGACAUCAAAGAAGAGAUUAGGCGACUCGAAGCCGAAAGGAAAGCCCUACGCCGUGAGCGCCGCUACGAGCGGGAGGGUGGUGAGCUUAUCAAAAUCGAACGGGUACGCGAGCGAUCACCUUCGCCCGUGGGUGAGGUUAUUGUUGCGGACCGCCGAGGCGAUGAAAUACUCGAAGUCAGAAAGGACAAAAGAGGUAGGAUGUCGCUGGUGCGCUAG
Molecule: messenger RNA, 1521 nt
Organism: Cyphellophora europaea CBS 101466
Lineage: Eukaryota; Fungi; Ascomycota; Eurotiomycetes; Chaetothyriales; Cyphellophoraceae
Exons: 3
Coding region: 1-1521 (506 amino acids)
Source: RefSeq, a predicted model, not a curated record